Molecule: messenger RNA, 3572 nt
Organism: Perca flavescens (yellow perch)
Lineage: Eukaryota; Metazoa; Chordata; Actinopteri; Perciformes; Percidae
Gene: fbln7
Product: fibulin 7
Exons: 8
Coding region: 1025-2356 (443 amino acids)
Molecular function (GO): calcium ion binding
Source: RefSeq, a predicted model, not a curated record
AAUGCGCGACGCACAGUUUUGUUCUUUGUCAAUGUUUUAAUUUCUAACUGUGUAUAACGCCGUUACAACGAACCUAGUUUAUGGUAUUUUAAAGACAAAACAGCUGAAGCCAAAUCUCUUCAUCGCUUUAUUAGCUUCUUAUAAUACACCCAUAUGUAUUAGCUACGUAUUUAUUUCCUUGUUUUUAACGCUCACGCACUCACGCGCGCGCACACUCGUUGUUGGCUCGAAUUCACGCGCUUGUGCCGUCCCGUCAGUGACCGCCAGAUGUAGCUCUGACUCUACAAGCCAAACCCUAAAAUACAAGCUUGUCCAACGGUAACUUCGAGUAAACAAUUCAAGUCCGGUAGUGAGUAAAAUGUUUAGUCAAUAGACUACAGGCUUGAAAUGAGUGUUGUUCUCUAUGGUCUACAAAACAAUGAUUGCUUAACUGGUUAGCGUUAGUGGCAGUGAUGUUACAGAUUGAUAAUUGUGUGUGUGUUUAUCCGACUCAGUCAAUCAGAGAUACGGUUAUAACGACCUGUUUCGUAAUGAACAUCAUAAUAUCCCGAGGAAGGUCUGAGAUCCAGUCAUUUGAGUUUCUAAGGAAAAGGAAAUUGUUUACCCUAUGACAGAGUAAAGAAACACAAGGUCAUAUUACACUGCAUUUUGCCAGAUAUAGGUAUAAAUAUAGCUGACUUUAUAUGGGCAACUUUCCUUGACAGCAACAUAAAGAUGUAAAGAGAAAAGCAUAGGCUACGAGGUGGGAGUAUCUCGGUGGGAGGGAUUCUUGCUGCAGGAAUCUAGGUGGCGUGCAGAGCUGCAGAGGCUGAACUUUCUGAGAGCGCAGAUAAAGAGACGGGAGCGCAUCUCUGUCUCAGACACCUGAUGAGCAUCCUCCAAACUCUUUAAACCAGGGGACAGAACCUUACAAGAAAUAACUCUUGUUGGAUAUUAAACAAGCACCAUUAAAAAAGAAGCCUUCUAAAUCUUGGAGAACACCAACAGGGAACAGCAUUACUUUAUUUUUACUGUACUUUAAGAGAUGGCAUGGUCUUUUCGACGCAGGUGUUUGCUUUUGCUGUGUUUGACAGCUAUCCAGAGUGGUCAUGGUGCCGUUCAGACGUGCAUGGAUAAGCAUCAGGUGGUUGGGGUGCUUCGUCAAAUGGAGAAGUUUCUGAAAGGCCAGGAGAUACGAUUUACGGAGGGCCUCAGGAUCAUGAAGUCAAAGCUGGCAACGCUUCAGAACUCUGUCUCCAAGUUACCUCAAGCUGACCAGUCAGCUGCUCCCACCACCUGCCCCUCUCUGGAAGCCCCUGCUCACGGAACCAAGUUUGGCUCAAAGUAUUUUGUUGGACAUGAGGUCCAUUUCACUUGUUUCCAUGGCUACCAUCUUGUCGGUUCUCCCACGCGUGUUUGCCAGGACAACGGCACCUGGACUGGCAUCAGUGCCAUUUGUAAAGAUAUAAGUGAGUGUGCAAGUAAUCCUUGCCAAAAUGGAGGUACCUGUGUGGAAGGUGUUAACCAGUACAAAUGCACCUGCCCCCAGAACUGGAGUGGCUCUCACUGUCAGCACCAAACCCAGACAGCACCACCCGAGUGGAGUGUUAUGAACGACCCAGCAUUCAGCCGGAGACCUCGCUGUGCCCAAGUCAAUCGAGCCCAACACUGCAGCUGUGAUGCAGGCUUCCACAUGAGUGGCACCUCUGACAACAGUAUCUGUCAGGAUGUAAAUGAGUGUGAGGUGUACCGGCUGGACCAAGGAGGGAAGCUGUGCGUCCACGAAUGUGUGAAUGUCCCGGGUUCGUACCACUGCUCUUGCCCCAGCGGCUACAAGUUGCUCCCAGACGGGCGGAGCUGUGAGGAUGUGGACGAAUGUUUGAGCCAGCAGCACAACUGUAGCGGAGGGACAACUUGUAUCAACAUGGGGGGAGGCUUUCAGUGUGUCAACCCAGAGUGUCCCCGUUCUCAUGGCGACAUCAGUUACGUCAAGACAUCUCCCUUUCAGUGUGAGAGAAACCCCUGCCCCAUGGACAGCCGCUCCUGCCACCUGGCUCCUAAGACCGUAUCUUUCCACUACCUGUCGCUGACCUCCAACCUGCAGACUCCUGCGACACUUUUCCGUAUGGCGACCGCCGCCGCCCCAGGGCGAACUGGGCCGGACAGCCUGCGCUUCGGCAUAGUGGGCGGAAACUCCCGAGGCAUCUUUGUCAUGCAGCGUUCAGACAGGCAGACUGGUGAGCUGAUUCUGGUCCAGCAGCUGCGCGGGCCGCAGGAGAUCAGCGUUGAUGUGGACAUGUCUGAGUACAGCGACCGCACCUUUCAGGCCAAACAUGUGGCCAGAGUUACCAUUCUGGUUUCACCCUACAACUACUGACAGCGAGCUGGCGACGGAGGAAGACUAGAGACAGAAGAAGAAGAAGAACAAGGAAGAAUGUGUAAUGGGCACUGAGUGAAAAAGAUUUUGAAUCCCAUAUCAGAUUAUUCAUUUGUCUGAGUAGCCAGUCGCAGGCCAGUAUUUGUUCAGUGGCCAAAUUACCAAAAGAGUGAGAGCAUGACAAGACAAUAUUUAACAGUCAUAUUAUAAAUAACAAUAUAUGGCAAAACACAUCAUAGAUGCUUUUUUUUAAUGUAGUGUCAGUAUGAGCUUUGACGGAUGUUUGACUGAGUGUGUUUGAAUGCAUGAAAACUAGCUAAACAAAAGCUUGAGUGGGUUGGGUGGGAUGGAAAACUGUUUUUGACAUUGCUGUUGCUUUAUGUUUGUAUUUUUAUGUCUAUCAUAGAUCAUGUCUGUGUAGCUCAGGGUCCGGCCCCGGGGCUGAUGCACUGCACUCGCUUUAUUGAUGAUAAAUCCCUAUAAGACUUUAGUGCUCCUGUGGCUCUAAAUUAUUUGAAACAUUAUUCCUGGUUUUUACAUUGUAACAUACUGUAAGCCACAUAUUUAUCUUCCAUCAUAUACUGUAUAUUUGUUUUUUUGUUUUUCUACUAGCUUAAAGGAGCUGUAGUCGAUAUUCAGCACAUUAAUAGAGCAGCAAGAAAAUAUUUGCAGUGUAAAGAUAUAGUCGAGUAAUGGCAUCCUGAGCAGAGAAGGAAGUCACACUCCCUAUGUGUGUGUGUGUGUGUGUGUGUGUGUGUGUGUGUGUGUGUGUGUGUGUCUUUUGAGUUUCCCAAUACAUUAAAUACCUGUUUUUUUAGCAGACACAUGCACUAACAUGCACGCACGGCCGGACCGGCUAUCAGAACAAAAACAGAAGAAGAAGAAGUUCAGAUCACAACACGCACAAAGGGGAGUGUGACUUCAUUCUCUGCUCAGGACACCAUUAAUCCACUAUAUCUUUGCAUAGAAAAUCUUUGUUUGCUGCUAUAUUUAUGUUCUUAACGUUGAGUACAGAACCUUUAAGGCACCAUCCAUUAUACUAAGGGAGUUGUUGUUUUUUUAACAGUAGAUGCAGUACUGUACGUGGGCAUAUUUUCUCUAUUACUCAUAUUCUGUAUGUUACCUAGAAAUCAUUAUAUUCUAAAUCAAAGAUGAUUUGGCAAGCUUGCAAAUGCACUACACAAUUUAAGUGGAAUUUUAAUUGUCUCUGCAUAAC